Messenger RNA from Lates calcarifer (barramundi perch), 2392 nucleotides. It is a transcript of the gene nr1i2, whose product is annotated as nuclear receptor subfamily 1, group I, member 2. The record is from RefSeq and is a predicted model, not a curated record. Gene Ontology annotation, biological process: cell differentiation; negative regulation of transcription by RNA polymerase II; positive regulation of transcription by RNA polymerase II. Lineage: Eukaryota; Metazoa; Chordata; Actinopteri; Centropomidae. Gene Ontology annotation, molecular function: RNA polymerase II cis-regulatory region sequence-specific DNA binding; zinc ion binding; nuclear receptor activity. The coding region runs from base 89 to 1708 and encodes 539 amino acids. The transcript has 10 exons.
GUGGUUCACACAGGUGGUGCCAAAGCGGGAGAGACUAGACGUGGGCGUUGGAUGUCUAACCCCGCCUUCCCGCUGGCUGAAGGAAGAAAUGCGCGCAGCAGCCAGGCAGUAUCAAACACUUCCAGCAGGAAAUACGACAUACUCGGUGUCACCUGUUGAGUGUUCUGUAAAUUCACAAAUCCUCCGGGAUCGACAUCUGCGUGGCGAAAACCCUGUGGAACCGCAUACAGCCGAUAGGUCUCCUGGAAUCACCGAAUCAGUGUUUUUUCUUCUUUCUGCAGGAACUGGUAAGCUCGGUCUCACAGUGUUAUUUGUGCUCGUGGUUGUCAACACUAAAACCUCACUUCCCACAAAUCCAGUGAGAAUGAACCAGAAGGCAGCCAGAGCGCAGGACAUCUGUGAAGAGCUCACGGGGCAAAAUGAAGAGGAUGAGGAGGUGUCGGAAAAUGAGGAGUCCAGAGCCUGCGGUGUGUGUGGAGACCUGGCCAAAGGUUACCACUUCAAUGCCUUGACGUGCGAAGGCUGCAAGGGCUUCUUCAGACGUGCCAUAAAGAGGUCAACACCGCUCCGCUGUCCAUUCCUGAAUAAAUGCAUAAUAACCAAAAACAACCGCCGGUCAUGUCAAGCCUGUCGCUUCCGUAAAUGCCAGGCCAUCGGCAUGCGCAAAGAAAUGGUCAUGUCUGAGGAGGAGGUAUUGGAGAGGAGGAUUCGAAUCAAGAAGAAAAAGAUGCUCGAUGCUUCAAUACAGCUUUCAUCCCAGCAGAAAGAAACCAUUGAGGAGCUUCUCUGUGGCCACCGCAGCACAUUUGACUCAGCAUUUUCCAGUUUCAGUGGCUUUAGGCCCAUUGAUAGAAGCGUCCUUCCUGAGAGCAAGUGCAACCAGCAAGCAAGUGAGCACUUUGACCCACAGAUGGACUGUCCUACAAACUCUUGCACUGACACUAGUAAAUCUGCCACAGCCCCCCAAACAUCCUCAUAUGCCAACUUCUUCUGCUUCUCCUCUUCCUCCUCGUUGUCGUCCUCCUCCUCCAGUCUCUGUGGUUCCUCUGAAAAACAAGAGAACCAAAAGGGAGAGGAGGUUAGAAAAGGCAGUGUUUUUACUGCUCUUCCACACAUAACUGACCUCACCACUUACAUGAUCCAGGACAUCAUUAGUUUCUCCAAAAGUCUACAGGACUUCCGGUCUCUAAGCAUGGAGGACCAAAUUGCUCUUUUGAAGGGGGCCACAUUUGAAAUUAUGCAGAUCCGCUUCAACAUGGUGUUCAACAUAAAAACAAGCAUCUGGGAAUGUGGCCACAUUACAUACUGCAUAGAUGACGCUGUACGAGCUGGUUUCCAGCCACUCCUACUGGAGCCGCUGUUGAAAUUUCACCACACACUGCGCAAACUGGGCCUGCAGGAGGAAGAGUAUGUUCUCAUGCAAGCCAUGUCCCUGUUUUCCCCAGAUCGUCCAGGUGUGCAGCAGCACAGUGUGAUUGAUGAGCUUCAUGAAAACUUGGCGCUGACACUAAAAACCUGGAUUGACUGCAAGAGGACAGGCCAAGGAAAAAAUUUGCUGUAUCCCAAAGUGAUUGCCUGUCUCAUGGAGAUGAGAACAAUGACUGAGGAGUACACCAAACAGGUUCUACAGAUCCAGGACAUCCAGCCUGGCGAUAUCUCUCCUCUCAUUAUGGAGAUGGUCAGUAAAAACCCAUGUACUGACCUCUAAUGACACCUACUGUACAUGGGCAGCUCAGGCACUCUGGGUCCUCCUCUGCUAUUUAAUAAUGGAAACCCCAAACAGAAAAUCAGGUUCUGUCAUGUAACAGUCUUAAGCAUAGAAUGCACAAAGUCCUGAACAAAUGGAGAUGCUUGUGGACAUUAAAGUCUUGACUGAGUCAAGUCCUGCUUAUCUGUCUUCUGCACACUACAAGAAACCAUGAGUAAGGCCACAUUAAGUUAUAAUGUCUGUUUUGUUAACUGUUUGCAGUACUGUUGGAAUAUAGUGAAUUUGUCAUUUCUGUGUUAUGUGUUUUGUUUACAGUGAAUACAUAUUGUGUGUCCAUGAAUUAAUGUUGGCUUAAGGUUGGGAGUGUUUUCUGUGUUUUUGCACACAGAAUCCAUGAAGUCUGUGAAGAGAGAGUGGAAAGAGCUGCAGUUGCAAAGACAAGCUGUACCUUUCAUAUUUGUUACCUCAGGUUGUGUUUAGCUUUGUGUAUUGAUUGUGUAUAUUCUACACAAAACUGACUAAAAGUGCUCCACUUCUGCGGUCGUCAGCAGCAAGACAAACAGUGCCCCCAUGUGGCAGUGCUUACACGAAGGAUAACACUUUAAAUAAAGGACUGAUCCGUUGGUGCCACUGCAAAAAUGGCACUUUUUACCAGUUGUUCAUUAAAUAUAUUGUGGAAAAAUC